This is a messenger RNA of Plasmodium coatneyi, 9282 nucleotides long. RefSeq names its product Chromodomain-helicase-DNA-binding protein 1. Lineage: Eukaryota; Apicomplexa; Aconoidasida; Haemosporida; Plasmodiidae. Gene Ontology annotation, molecular function: ATP-dependent chromatin remodeler activity; DNA binding; chromatin binding. The transcript has a single exon. Gene Ontology annotation, biological process: regulation of transcription by RNA polymerase II; nucleosome organization. Bases 1 to 9282 code for a protein of 3093 amino acids. Gene Ontology annotation, cellular component: chromatin; nucleus. The record is from RefSeq and is a predicted model, not a curated record.
AUGAGUGGCAACAAUCCCGGCCGAAGCGGUAGUAGCAGUACCAACUUGCGUGACGCCAUGCACUACGGUGAUAGAAUGGAAGCGGAUAACGCAGGUGGGGUGAAAGGUACAGCAGCACACAACACUUACAUGAACCAAGUAAACAGUAGUAAGAACCUGUCCUGUGCGACCCCCCCUUCUUCCUAUCUGAACAGUGCAAACAGCGUUAAUAUGGGAAAGGGUAUGCACUUCAAUCCCAUGUCCAGUGGUGGAGACGGGACAAUAAGCAUAACGAGCAGUCUGCUAAGUAGUAAUGAACAGAACAUGCAAAUGAGGCAACAGAUGGGAAUGAGUAAAAAUUGUGGAGGUGCCUCUACCGCAGGUGCUAGUGCAUCUGGAGCAGGCUUGCAGGAGUCAUACCAGAAGCCCAUGUUAUCAACCUAUAACAUGCAAAUGCAGUCAUCUAUCGGAGGUCACCACCACAUGGUUAGUUCUAAUCAGGCAGGUGGUAAUAGCACCAACCAGAUGGGAAGUAGAUACAACAACAUGAAUUAUUCUAUGCAGGACAUGAACCCAAAUGUUCAUAUGAACAGUGGAAAGGGUCCCCAUGGAAAUAGCGAAAUGAAGCAUAGUAGUAAGGAUCCCAAUUUUUUGGGUACAAAUAAUAUGAAACCGAACAGCUUUGUGAAUAACAUGUAUUACCAGAGGAACGACAUGAUGUUAAGGAACAGCUCCAAUAGUUAUAAUAUGCAUGGGAACUAUUAUGGGUAUAUGAAUAAUGGGUUUUAUGGUGGUCCUGCAGGAUCCUCCAAUUGUUUUAAACAGAAUGCCAACAUGAUGAAUACCGGUAACGGGGCAAGUAACAGUAGUGGUAGUAGCAGCGGUGCGAACUACACAGAUGGUUUGAACGUGGGUAAUCAUGGGGAGGGUUCCAUAAGUAGUAAGCUUGGUGGUAAGGGUGCAGCAGGUAUGGUCGAUAAGUCUGCUUCGUUGAAGUCCAUUCAGGGUAGUAACACCAGCAGUGGCAUGAAUGCAAGUCAAUUAAAUAUGGGAGGUAGGACGCUCAAUGGAAGCGGUAUGAACUCCAUUGGAGGAAGUAACAACAACAGCAGCAACAACAGCAACCACAGCGGUGGUAACAACAACCCCUGUGCGAAGAGCAUGAACAAAGGAAGCAGCGCUGGUGCUGGUGCUGGUGGGGGAGGAUCAUCCAUCGGUGUCGACUCUGCAGGGAUGCCCAACAGUGUUAUGAUGAGUAUGGUUAACAGUAACGUUAUGAUGAAUAGCAUGAGGAUGGGUAGUGGUGGUGGUUCAGGGGGGGGUAAGAAUUCCAUUGGGGGGGCAGGAGGUCUCCCAGGUAUGAACAUGGCAAGUAUGAAUAUGGGCGGCAUGAACAUGGGAGGUUUGAGUAUGGGUGGCAUGCACGGUAAGGGAAUAAACGGCAUGCAGACUCACCGAUCUAGCAAUGCAAUGGAGAAAACCAAUUCUCUUGGUGAUAUGAACAGCAUGAGAUACCACCAUCCUAUCGGGGGAGGCGGUAACAUGUACAACAAAAUGGGGUUCAACAAUUUGAAUGAAUACCCGUUUGAUAAUUAUGCAGCGAACCACAUGUCUGCUAAGGGGGAGUGUGGCCCAAUGAGCAAAGACAGCAAGGGUGCCCUUGGGGGAAAAAAUGCCAUGAAACAUGCAAAGGGUAGCAAAAAUAUAAAGGACGAACUGUUAGAGAAGGAUGGUACUAUAGGCAUGAUGAACAGCGCCUCCCUGAUGAGCGACGCCAAAUCUACAGGCGGGGGAAUAUCCACCAGGAAGGGAAAAGCACCUGUAGGAGCAGCAGGUGGAGUAACGUCUGCUUCGAUGGAGCAAUUCGGUGGUAGUGGAAUGAUGAACAAUGAUCAGCAGUCGGGAGGGAUGUUUAAGAAAUACAGCAAAGGUGGAGACAACCAAGUUGACGUGAAGGAUAAAAAAUUAGGAAGCAGUAACAACAACGGUAAUGUUGUUGGUGGUGAACCGGGUGUGAGCAGUGCAGGAAGUCACCCCUAUAGUAUGUUUCCAAACUACAAUAUAAAGUAUCCAAUGAAUGUAGACAUGUUUGGGGGCAUGGGGACGACCACUCCGUAUGGAUUACCGAAUAAAGGAGGAACCAGUUACCCUAACAUGAAUUUGUUAAAUGGGAUGAGUGGAAGCAGUGAAACCAACCAAAUGACCAACAGCGGUGGAAACGGUAGCACCUCUGCGGGUAGUUCUUACGGAGGGCUAAACAAACUUAGCAGUAUGAACAGCUACAAUAUGAUGAACGCCUAUGGAGACAAUAGGUACAGUAACUUAAAGUCCAUGGAUCCGAUGAAGUCGUAUAACGACGGGAUGGUAAUGGGCGGAGCAUCAGGAGGAGUAUCCCACCAUGGAAGUAGUACUCUUAGCAGCAUGAUGAACAUGGGUGGUGUUACCAACGUGGGUAACGUGAGUAACUACAGCAGCUUAAACAACUUCAUGCACAGUAGGAACUACCCAAAUGAUAUGAACAUGCGUAUGCUGAACAGUAGAGGCAUGAUGGGGGUGAACAACCCAACCAACAUGUGUAACAAUCAGAGCAGCAUGAUGAUGAUGAGUGGGGGAGCAGGUGCAGUAGGAAUGCAUGCGAAUGCAAGUGGUGCCCCUUCCCGGUUUAAGAAUGAAGAGAUGGAUGAAGAGGAGUACGAUGAGGAGGAUGCACAUGAUGGGUCAGACCUCUAUGGAGGUAGUAAAUACAUGAGGAAGAGUGCACUUGGAAAGCAAACGAACAAAGGAAGAAAAUCCGAUACACAGAGGAAAGAUAAAAAGAAAAAGAAAAAGAAGAAAAAUGCAAAUAACUCCCUCGAUACAGAUGAAGAUGAGGACAACGACCUAUACGUCAACACGUAUGCGAAGAAGUCCCAUACGAGGGGCAGUACUAAGAAGUCCCAACUGUAUGACCCUGUAGAGGAUCGAUACAACGAAAGGGCAAAAAAGAAUGAGAAAAACGAUAUUUUUGUUUCUCCGUAUAUUGGUGCAGUGGAAGGAAGAACCAACUUGAGGGAGAGAAGGAAGGUGAAGAAUUACGCACAGAUGGAGAACUACUUCGAAACGGAUGAGGAGGACAAAAAGGUAGACGAGGAGAAAAUGCUGCUCAGGCAGGAGAAGCAGAUCAUGGGGGGCAUCGACCGCGUGCUGCACCAUAGGAGGAUCCUCGACUACGAGAACGUGAACAAUAUAAAGAACAACCCAUUCCUGUAUAUAAACAAGGUGAGUGGCGCAUCUAACAAUGGAACAACUGACAAUGUAGCAGGUGAUAGUGGCACAGUUGGUGAUGGAACAGGUGAUAAUGUGACAGGUGAUAACGGAACAGACGGUAAAGCCGCCGGGGCGAACGAGCAGGAGGACCCCACGAUGGACGACUUCUACGAAGAGGAGGACAUCGAAGACGUAAGUCAAGUGGAGUUCCUAAUAAAAUGGAUGGGAAAGUCCCACAUCCACAACUUCUUCUGUACCUAUGAGUACCUAAGAUAUUUCAACGGAGUGAAAAAGGUAGACAAUUAUAUAAAAAAAAUAAAGCAAUCGUUUCAGAAGAGGAAGUAUAUGACGGCAGACGAAAUAGAGCAAGAGAAAAUAUACUCAGAGAUUAAGAAGCAAAUCGAGAUGGACGCAAUCAACGCGGAAAGGAUAGUAACGCACAGACAGUGUGAAGAAACCGGGGAGCAAUUGUUUCUUGUGAAGUGGAUGAGUUGUGCGUAUGACCAGUGCACGGAGGAGACUAAACAAACGUUAGUAGAUCAUGGGUUCACAAAACUUAUUGAAGAAUAUUUCGAUAGGGAAAGUAAGAUUUGCGGGUUGAAGGCUUAUUCAAGUGUAUGGAAUAGGGGUCCUCUAGCAGCUACCAAAUUCGAACCCUACAAUGAGACCCCAUUUUAUCUGAAUGAGAGGAAGUUAAGGGCUUAUCAGUUGACUGGCCUUAACUGGAUGGUUAGCAGAAUGAAACGUAAUUUAAGUGUCUUAUUAGCAGAUGAGAUGGGGUUAGGUAAAACCGUCCAGACCAUCGCAGUGGUGGGUCACAUGUUAUAUAAGGAGAAGUUAAUUGGACCAUAUCUUGUAAUUGUGCCACAAUCUACAGUGGAUAAUUGGUUGAAUGAGUUUAAGAGUUGGCUUCCCCAAGCGAAUGUCGUAUGUUAUCAUGGAAAUGCCGUCAGUAGGGAACUUAUAAGAACCCACGAAUUGAAAAAGGUCUACGUGGCUAACAAGGGGUUCAGAUACAAGUUCGAUGUGUGCAUUACGACGCCAUCUAUAUUGAACAGCCUGAGCGACGUGGAGUUGCUGAAAAAGAUGCCCUGGCAAUUAAUGGUGGUGGAUGAGGCUCACCAGUUGAAAAACAGACAGUCGAAGAGGUUCAUCGAGUUGAAGCAGUUCAUGGCUGAAUCGAAGUUGCUUCUUAGUGGUACCCCUUUGCAUAACAACUUGGAGGAACUGUGGACUCUACUGCAUUUCUUGAACCCGCAACAGUAUACGCAUUAUGAGAAUUUCCAAAAGAAGUACAACGAAAUUGAAAACACAAGUUUGAUAGGCGAAGCCAAGCAGAAGCAACUCAUGCAGUUGCAACAUGAGUUGCACGAAGUUAUUCUUAGACGGGUUAAGAAGGACGUGGAGAAGUCCCUGCCGAAUAAGGUGGAACGAAUCCUAAGAGUAGAGUUAUCUCCCAUUCAGAUUGAGUUUUACAAAAAUAUUUUAACAAAGAAUUAUGAGCAGCUAGCCAAAGCAUCUGGUGGUGCUAAGAAUUCACUUCAGAAUAUCUGCAUGGAGUUGAAGAAAGUGUGCAACCAUCCCUUCUUGUGUUGCGAGCCGGUAGACAAGGAUGAGUAUAAAGAGCGGUUGGUUUAUUCGAGUGGGAAGAUCUGUCUGCUGGAGAAGCUACUGAUUAGAUUGAAGGAGAGAGGAAAUCGGGUGCUAAUUUUCUCCCAAAUGGUAAAGAUGCUUAACAUUCUUAGUGAGUAUUUAACUUUGCGAGGGUUUAAGCACCAGAGGUUGGAUGGAACCAUGUCGAAAGAAAUGAGAAAGAAAGCCAUGAACCACUUUAACAGCAAGAAUUCAGAUGACUUUGUGUUCCUGUUAUCCACAAAAGCUGGUGGUCUGGGUAUUAACCUAACGUCGGCAGAUACUGUUAUUAUUUACGAUUCGGAUUGGAACCCACAGAACGACUUGCAGGCAGGGGCGAGAGCACAUCGUAUUGGGCAAACGAAAACGGUGCAGAUAUAUAGACUGGUUACCAAGGACUCCAUCGAACAAACCAUCCUCGAAAGGGCUAAGGUGAAAAUGGUUCUGGAUACGCUGGUCGUUCAGGGAUUGAACAAGAAGCAAAACGACAACGUUAACUACAUCGGUGGUGAGGGAGGAAAUACAUCGAACGGAUUCACCAGGGAAGAAUUAUCCAAAAUUUUAAAAUUCGGUGCACAGAAAUUGUGGGAAAAAAACAGCUCGAAAUAUUCCCCUCAAAAAAUGGAUGAAGAGAAGGCAGUUAUUAAAGGAGUAGAUGUAGAUUUAGACAAAAUUUUAGAAGAAGCAGAGGCACAUGAAAAUGCUAACAAUGCGAAUAAGGAUCUGAACUCCGAAUUUAAUAGUCUCCACAAUUCGAAUAAUUUGUUCGCCGGUGGAAGUAGUCUCUUUGGAAGUGGAACAGGAGGAUCACCAACCAGUGCGGGAGCCGGAGGAGGAGGAAUAGCAGAUGACCUACUCAGUUCCUACAACAACAUCACCGAAUUUAAGUACGAACCGCCAGCCAAUUUGAAGAGCAAUAUUUAUAAUGACUCUACGAAGGCGGACGAGUUGGAGGAGGAAGAACAGAAUGACAAAGACUUUUGGGACAGAACGAUCCCGUUAGAAGAGAGACUGAAGUUGAAACGGAUGAAGGAGGAAGAGCUACUCGUCCAUGGACCCAGAAAAACCAGAACCAGAGAUCGACACAACUUAUACGUAGAAUCCGCGAACACACAAGCGAUGAAUGACGAAGAGGACGACAGUGAGGAGUACACCAUAAAAUAUCAUGAUAAGGGAAAAAAUUUGAAAAAGAAAAGAAAAAGAAGAACCUCUACUCAUAUAACCGAGAAGGACAAGUUCCGACUGUACAGGUCGCUUCUAAAGUUUGGUAAUCCAUACCUACGUCUGGAUGAUAUUCGGGUAGAUGCUAAGCUUACCAAAGUGGACCAAAAUGUGAUACUCACGGAGCUAAAUAUUAUUGUAGAUACGUGUAAGGAAAUUGUAGAGAAGGUUGCCAAGGAGGGUUCGUUAAAAGUGAACGAGGAAAGUGGAAUGGCGGCAGGGGGUACAGUUGAUGGAGUCGGUGUAGAUGCUGCAACAGGAGUGGUGGUGGAAGAUGAGGAAGAAGAAGAAAGGGCCGUCAAACGGGUGAAGGAUGAGGCAGAUAUUAAGCUGCUCAAGGAGGAGGAAAAUAAUAACACCACUACAACUACCGAUAGCAACCAUUUAACAGUCGGCUCGUGUGAUGAUUCUAGUGGGAAGAAGUUGGAGGACGGAGCAGAUGAUGCGGGCGUUGUGGCCGAUCAUGCUGCUGAUGGUGUGAAGUCUUGUGAGGAGAAAAAAACGCCAUCCGGAGGGAAGGGAAGUAAGUCCAUGAAGGAUGGAUCGGCUGGUGGGGAGGAUGAAGCAGCAGCGGGAGGAGGCUUCUUUUCGAAGUUUUUGAAUUUGGUGAAGGGCCAGGGUGAAGAGGAGAAAAACGAUGUGGUAGAUGCGGUAGAUGCGGUCGAGGUGGUCGAUGCGGGCAACGCGGGUGAGGCAGUCAAGGGAGAAAUGAAGAAGGAAGCAAAGGAGGUGGACGAACUGAACGGAAAGGAAAAUGAGAACAACUCCAAUGAUGAGAGCGAUGGAAAUAAUAAGACCAAGGGCACGGAACGGGCAAGGAAGGUAGAUGCCUACACGUUCUACAUUGGCACGAAUAGAGCUAACGCGUUGGACCUGUGUCAACGCCUGCAGUUAUUUAAAAGUCUGCAUGAGUUUGUGAAGGAACAGAAUGGUGGAAACGAGUACAGCUUCAGGCUUCCCUUGAGAGCGAGCAGCAGCAGUGCCAGCACGAAUGUGUCCUCCGGGGUUGUGGAGGAGGGGAAGAAGAGUCACCCACUGCAGGGGAAAACCGAGUUAGAUGGUGAAGUGAAGGGCGAAAUUAAGGCAGAAAUGAAGACAGAAAUGAAGACCGAAGAGGGAGAUGUAAAGAUAGAGCCUGUCAACGAUGCGGUCGCAGAAGCGCCCGCGGAAAUGAAGGAAGAAGUGAACGACUACCUAAAGUUGAAGCUCCCCGAUUACAUAUUUAACAACUUAAGGGACCUCGCAACGAAAGAUGUCAAAGCAUGGUCAAAGGAAGACGACGAGAAUUUAAUAAAAGGAGUCUACGUUUAUGGUUUUGGAGCGAUUAACGAGAUUUGCGCAGAUGUAAACCUGAACCUGAGUCAUAUAAAAAAUGUGAAGUGUGAUAAAGUGAAGGUGAGGUGUGUGCGUAUUUUAAAAAUGAUAGAGGAAUUUAAUUCCAACGUGAAGGAUGAGACGACUAGUAAGAAACGUAGAAGAGCGAGGAGUAGGAAUAAGAACGGUGACGUGACUAAAGGGGGAGAAGGGAAAGGAGUAGGUACCAUUGGAGGAAGUAGUUAUAGGAAGAUGAAACAGGAGGAGGAAGAAACCGGAGCGGCCGAUGCAGUAACAGUAAUCGGAUCGACAGGGGGAACAACUAACCUAACGAAGGGAAGCACUGGAAGUAAUCAUAGACAAAGCUACUACAGCAGGAGGAGCAGCGAAAGGGUCAAAGCCAUCUACAUGCAUGAUGAGAAGGAAGACGGAGUUGUUACGAAGAAGAGAGCUGUUUGUAUAUCUGGAGGGUCCGUAAAAAGGGGAGAAAAGGCAGAAAAGGUCGAUCACAUCAAUGGGGGGGAGAAUACCCCGCAUAAUGAAAGAAGGAAAGGUGGCACAAGGUCGUCAGGGUCAGCAAUCAAAGGUGGAAGAAAUUCCAACAACAACAACAACAGUGGUGUAGGAAGCAUGGUAAGCCUUGGCAGUAUAGGCAGCUAUGGAAGCAAUACCAUUAAUAACAGGAAGAGCAACAACCACCCAGGGGGUGGUGAAGCCUCAGAAUGCGGCUCGUCCAACGAAAACAAAAGUUUUGUCAGUAAAGAAGAUGGAGAUAGUGCCGUCAAAGGGAUUGUGGGUUCUGCCGGGGCAGCAGAGAGUAGUAUAACUCGUAGGAGAAGUAACAGAAAUAGUAGCGUUAAAAAGUACAACAUUGCAGACGACCACGAAAGUGGAAACAUGACUCGAAGGAAAAGCUCCCGUGUGAGGAGAGGAAAGAGUGAAACAUCAUCUCCUCUUCCCACAGGGAAAGACAAUGCAGUUACGACAAAUGAAGGGGAUUACCUGGACAGUUACGCGGACCUCAGCAUUGAUCCGGAGGGGGGAGCAGAAAUAGGGACGCUCGAGGUGGAAGGUGAAAUGGAUGGCCAAGUAGAUGGCCAGAUAGAUGACCAAAUGGAUGACCAAAUGGAUGAUCAACUGAAUGACGAGGAAUUUAGGAGAGAGAAAAAAUAUUUAAAAAAAAAAAAAAAAAAAAAAAAAUUAUCAGAUGAUGAAGUGUUGCAUAAAAUUAAGAGCUGCAAUUUGACGGAGAUGAAUCAGCACAGCAUGAACAAGCUAGCCAAGAAGUACGUGAAGAAGUACAAGAAGUUGCUAAGGGUGGUGAAGAAAAUAACGCAACUGGGCGAGCAGGAUCCCCUCCUCCAACAGCAACAGACCGUGGGAGAGGCGGCCGAGCAAGGUAGUAGUAGUAGUGCUACGGCUGCUUCCCCACUGGAUAAAUGGAAGACCCCGGAAAUUAAAGAAAAAAUUAAUGAAUUCAUCCUUUUUAUUGGAAACCAUAUUAGCAAAAUAGCCGAUGUGUGUCCUGACAAGGAAUGCGCCAACAUUUUGAGUAAAUCCGGUUGGGAGUAUGUUUCCAAGUUUUUGGGUGAAACGAGCGACAGUCUAGAGGAGAAAUAUGCACAAGGGCAACGUGAGUGGCAGGCGAAGGAUUUGAACCAGUUGGAACAAACCAAGGACAGUGAGGAUGGAGGAAACUGCCAGGGAUCCAUCACAGAAGAUGACCUCGCAGCUUUCUUUUUCUCCAAAAAGAUCUCUAGCAUGUAUCGUCUACAAGGGGUGGAGGAGGCAGAAGAGGAAGACGAAGACGAUGAGGACGAUGAUGAGCAGUCACAUGACCAGUCCAGGAGGGGUAGAUCAAUGGCAAGCGUCAGUUAUGAAGUGGAGUGA